GCCACGCUUGACACCAUCCUUUGUGCAGCGAAGAACACCCACCAGGCGCAGGCCUACGUCUCCGAAGCCUAUCGAGUGCUGAAGCCCGGUGGACUCUUCCUGGUCGUCUCGCACUCCGGGCCCUCCUGCAGACUGCACCACUUGGUGCAGGACCCGCUGCGAAACUGGCAGAUACAGGUGGCCCGGCUACCUGUGAAGCCUGCAAGCCCAGCCGCCGAGCUCGAAGAGGGCGCGGGCACGGAGGAAGCGCCGCCCGAAGAUGCCAGUCGCUGCUUCUGGAUCUUCGCAUGUACGAAGCCCGGAGGCUGCGCCGAGGAGGAUGCCGGCGAUGCCGAGCCUGUCGCUGAGCCGCCGGAAGCCUUAGCCGAGGCCUCCGAAGCGACGCCGCCGCAGACCGCGGAGCAUCGCCCCGGGUUCUUGUAG
This is a messenger RNA of Symbiodinium sp. CCMP2456, 423 nucleotides long. NCBI's taxonomy places the organism in Eukaryota, Dinophyceae, Suessiales, Symbiodiniaceae. The record is from the annotation of a GenBank genome assembly.